AUGGGUGUGGAUAACAGGAGGAACGGUGCUGGGGUGGUGCUAAGCCCAGAGAUGAAAGAGGGGGUCAUCCAGGUUAGUAGAGAGUCCGACAGGGUGAUGUGGUUAAAGAUUGUAGGAGAGGCAACGGUAAACUUUGUAUGUGUGUAUGCUCCUCAAGUGGGGUAUACAAAUGAAGAAAGUGAUGACUUCUGGAAUCUUCUGGGAGACACAAUGUUGAAAGUACCAGAAGGUGAGGAAGUAUGGAUAACAGGUGACCUAAAUGGACACAGAGAAGGGAGCAGAGACAGAAAUCACGGGGAGAUAUGGAGUGGGGACAAGGAAUGA
Molecule: messenger RNA, 324 nt
Organism: Penaeus indicus
Lineage: Eukaryota; Metazoa; Arthropoda; Malacostraca; Decapoda; Penaeidae
Exons: 1
Coding region: 1-324 (107 amino acids)
Biological process (GO): chromatin remodeling
Cellular component (GO): nucleus
Source: RefSeq, a predicted model, not a curated record